GCAUGUCGUUGUCUCGUUCAUAAGCCUGCACUGGCGAACAGGAUGACUCCUCCAGGCGAUAGGAUGCCAAUUGAGGGUGCGGGUAGGGAUUUUUUGACUCCUAGGAACAAAAUGCCUGAUGCAAGGAUUGGACAUGCUUUAGCUGAUUACAGAGAGUAGAAUCGGAUUCAAAACAGUGUUGUUGCGAGCUCGAGUUCGUGGUCACCUGUUAAAAGUGGGCUGGGCAUGGUGUUGACCCAGAUGAUAAAGAAAAGGGUUCUCCUGUAGAAUCCUUGGUUCAGCCUGGUGCUUUGAUCACAUCAUAACACUACUUCGGGCUCCACCCAGGGAAGUUGCAAGGCUAGUAAUGAGGAUGAAUUCCGUAGUCUAUACCUUUGGUAACUCAGAUCGGCAAGAGUGGGCUACAGUGAUGGGGAUGUGGAGAAGAAGCUGGGUAUACUAUGCAGCUUAGUGAGUGGAAGCCUUUUAUACCUGAGGGCUUUUCUUCCAGGUCUUCAUUCUCAGCUGGUCCAUGGUUACUUUCUCUCCAGAUGGUUUUGUAGUUGGACUCAUGUACCUGGUGUUUUGAAGGUUAUAAACGAAUUUAAGCAUGAUGUCCAUUUUGUUGAGAUUGACAUUACUGAAGACCCUAAGAUUGAUAUUACUCAUAUUGAGUUGAACAAUUGACAUUACUGAAGACCAUGAGAUUGCCAAGGCAAAUGAUAUAAUGGCUACACCAUGUGUUCACAUCUUCAGAAACAAGGAAAUGCUCAAAGGAGCUCUAAUCCAGAGCUUAUCCGGAGUGCUCUCUACAAGCAUUGUAAAUUUGACAAACACCCAGACCAUAUUCUUACAGAAUAACAGCAUAAAUGGACUGAUCCCAGGUGAGAUCGGAUGCCUCCUAAUCUUCUAUCUCAUGAUCUUUUUAACAAUCUCUUUGCUGGAAAAAUCCUUCUUCUCUGGGCCACUUGCAAAGGCUGAAGUACAUUCUCAACAAUAACAGUUUAUCUGGAGCAAUUCCAAUGUCUUUGACCAGCAUGACCCAGCUUACUUUCAUGUGUGAACAGGGAUUGAGUUACUUUAUCGUCAGUCAAGCAUCAUAAACCGAACGGGAACUUCUUUCGGGGACAGAGGUAGUAUUAUUUUGAACUCAUGGACUUAUCAUGCAACAACUUGAGCAUGACAAGAAAUCCUCUGAUAUGUGGCACCCGGUGCAAUCAUACUGCAAUGGCAUGACUCUGCUGCAGUAGUGCUGCCUAUGUCAAUGCCAGUUGACCCUUCAGAAAGCCGAGUUGGUUAAAUACGUAAUGCAGGUCCAUGGCUCCUAAACAAAGGAAUGAUGCUACUUAUUCUUCUUCCACUCUCUGUUUCACCUCUCUGGAAAACGGGGCGUGAUAUGAAAAAAAGAUGCGGAACAUUGUCAUUGGGAAGACCGUUGAUCCCAAAAUCAACACUCUGUGCAGAAUCUCGGAGGCAUAUGACAAACUAGGGUGGACCAUCAUACUCACUUUGACUAGAGCGUAUUACUCGCGGCUAGUGCGGGAGAAUUAUGCGAAUAUUGAAAAGAAGACGGACUCUUUUGGGGACAUCGUGAGCAUAGCAAAAGGCACGACAAUCACGGUGAGUAAAGGCCAACUUUGCAACCUACUUCAAGUCGUUGACGUGGGUACCCGCUUCACCAUGAAUUCCAAAACGGUGACAAACGACCCCACUUAUGAUGAGAUAGGAGCAAUGCAAUCCUUUAACCUCGUAGGGGAGCUUAAAGCCCGUGUUCUCAAUGUUUUAAAGAGACUUAUCGUGUACCUUCUCGGUUUCAACAUCUUACCACGGGUUAGUGACACACAUAUACUUUGUCAGGUGGACCUCUACCUUUACAAGAUGGUCAACGGGCUCAAACAAAUUCAGGGCGUUCCUUUGGUCUCUCUCAUCGUGAUAAACAUGAGGAGCGUCGUCAAAACGAAAAGAGGUGAUACAAACUUCCUUUACCCUCUUUUACCUACUAUGAUAUUCAGGAAUUUUGGCGUUGACCUUACCAAUGAAGAAGUUGAAUACACGUUUGGGUCACAUGUUCUGAAUGCGGGUACUAUGGUGUCCAUCCAAUUUAAAUUAGUGGAUAACACAUGGGUCUGCAAGGAUGAGGGGGAGCAUGGGGGUGGAAAUGAAGAAAUGAGUGAAGCUUAACCGGCACUUGCGAUCCGACCACGACGGAAUAUGGCACAAAGUUUAGACUACUUCAUCGACUCUAUGGACUAAAUGCUUACACGGAUGAACGUGUAUGAGACUCGGAAGAGGAUAAUGGAGAGCAUGAGGGUGGAAACGAAGAUAUGGGUGAAGUUUAACCGGCACUCGCGACCCGACCACGAGACUAUGGCACAAAGUGUAGACUACUUCAUCAAGAGGAGCUUGAUACGAUGCAUUUGAGACCUGCCAAAUGAGGAUAGGGUAGCAAUUACAAGGUUUGAGAAAUUCACCCAACUAUUACGAGCAAUUUGGGUAUCCCUCCCGACCCAUAACAUUGAGUACCCCAUUUUGUUAUUGCUAUUAUGACAUUAUCUUCCCUAAACACACUUAAUUGUAGAUGUUGAUUAAAGUAUUUGUUUUGUAUGUAUCAUACAUUGGG
This is a messenger RNA of Cuscuta epithymum, 2599 nucleotides long. Lineage: Eukaryota; Viridiplantae; Streptophyta; Magnoliopsida; Solanales; Convolvulaceae. The record is from the annotation of a GenBank genome assembly.